Molecule: messenger RNA, 3855 nt
Organism: Geodia barretti
Lineage: Eukaryota; Metazoa; Porifera; Demospongiae; Tetractinellida; Geodiidae
Source: the annotation of a GenBank genome assembly
UACACUCGCACUUGGCAUUCUCGUAGCAAAGAAGUGUAGCUACUGGUCGCACGUACCAAAAUGGCAACCUCGGCUGGGAGAAAGACCUGGGAAGCCGGCACCGUCACGGAUCCCGAACUCUGGCGGGACCAGCAGCGUUUCUACAAUUUUCUCCAGCACUACGACUUGCACAAGUACCACCAGAGGUUCUCGAAGAUGGGCGUCUUGCGGCUGAACCACUUCAAGGACGUCACGGACGCCGACCUGGACGCCGUGGGACUCACUCCGCCGGAGAAGACGCGCCUGCGAAAGAAGCUCGAGGAAAACUUUUCCAAGAAGGGGAAGAUUAUGAAAGCCAUUGCAGGGAAGGCAAAGGCGUUUGACAGAGACCCUGUUCCUGAGAGCUUUCUCCAAGUUCAGCUCCCUACCAACGAACCAAUCACCCAGGAGGCCACCCUCAUUUCAAAGGACGACAUAAAGUACGAGAAGAAGCUCGGGGAAGGAGCUCACGGGGCUGUGUUUGAGGGAACCUGGUCUAAUAAACAUGGCUCGGUGUCGGUGGCUGUUAAAACUCUCUAUGGGAAGGAAGAGGUUCACAGUACGUUCAUCAAAGAGGCGCAGUCCAUGAGAGCACUGCUCCAUCCACACAUCAUACAACUCUACGGCAUCGUUCUGAGCUCACCUCUCAUGCUGGUACAGGAACUGGCUCCUUACGGUGAUCUCCACACAUUCCUGAGGAAGAACGGAGCCAGCAAGAACCUGGAGCUGUUCCACACCUACGCCACUCAGAUUGCAGACGCCAUGAAAUACCUCGAGGCAAAGAGGAUCAUCCACCGUGACCUCGCCACCAGAAAUAUCCUCCUGAGUGCUGUUGACUUUUUGAAGCUGAGUGAUUUUGGAAUGGCCCGAAUCCUGGACGAGCAGACUGGGAUCUACAAUCUCUCCAAUCUCCAGUCCCGCAUUCCCAUAUCCUGGUCAGAACACAGAACACAACUCUCUGCGGCUACAACCACUGAAUCUAUAGUGUAUGGUUGGCAGAGAAAAAAUCGUUCUCAAAUUUGGAGAACUUAUUAUGUUUUUUUGCACGAAAAAGAUUUUACACACUACAUACGUCUCGAGGUGCAUGUGUUGACAACGAGGUAGAAAGGCAAGACAAAGCAAAGAGUUUUGCUUACUUGAAGCCCAAAAAUAAAAGAUAUUACAUGUAAAAAACACAUUUCAGUUGUUAUUUCAUUCACAUCUUGUUUUUAUCCAACCCCCACCCCUUUCUUCGCCUAAACACACAUGACACUACUCCCAGGACUGCUCUGGAAGCUCUGACUCACGCAAAGUUCUCCUCGGCCUCCGACGUAUGGAGCUACGCAGUGACCCUCUGGGAAAUAUACUCGCUGGGAGAAAUUCCGUGGAAAGGGCUGAACCCGAUCGAAAUCAGGGACUGUCUCGUCCGGGGAGAGAGGCUGGGUUGCCCCGAGCGAUGCCCGCGGGAGAUAUACCACGUGAUGACUUCCAGCUGGGAGGCCCGACCGCAGGACAGACCCACUUUCACCAGCAUCUAUCAGACACUUAAGAGGAAUCAACCCACGAAGCUACGAGCCAUCAAUACACAUGCGGUGGCUGCUGACACGGACAACAACUGCCUGUCUUUCCACAAAGGAGAUAUUCUCUUUCUCAUCAACAAGCCAAAACAAGGAUGGAUGUAUGGAAUGCUGAUGAACGGGAGGAUAGGCUACUUCCUGGAGGAUCAUGUGACAACUUCCAUCGAUCCGAUUGGUGACAUCAAGGGUAGGAUCCAGUCGGGGAAGGCCAAAGUUGAGCAGCUACCAAUCAGUGGUCCGACGCAAGUCAGUCACGAGCUACACUGGGGGAAGAAUGGAGAGAAAUGGGGCGAGACAGAGAAGGAGCUUACCAGCAACCAGGGAAUCGUGGGUCGCCGCUCGCCACUGCAUUCUCCACCGUUCAAAGUCGUGAAGAGCCCGGGACACAGCCCCACCGUCAAACAGAGACCACAGGGCGGAGCGGCGGGCGUGUCGACUGUAACCGACGCCCAUUAUGCCGAGGGGAUUUCUCCGACGCUUUCUAGUGGUAGCGGCGAAAGAGUUGGAAGUCCUACCCACCCUCUUUCAAAUGUCAGAGUAGACGAGGAGGAUAUGAUAGCUAAUGACCAGUAUGUUACUAUGAGAAGAGGGGCUACCAUGGUUGCACCGCAGGAUAGAGACGACUACAUUGACAUGCAGCCAUCCAUGCAGGCCGAGACACCCAAACGUUCCUCCAUGUACGAAAACAUCAUGCACGAUGACGAUGCAGAUGUUGAUUUCUAUUCCGUUCCACAUCCGCGGAGCCGUACAAUGAUCCCGUCAGAUUCCAGUUCCGGCGAGGGUAGUCGUCCCGGUAGCUCUGGCUCGAGACGAAACCAAUUUUCCCUCCCUCCUCGAGGGCAAGGUGUGGUGGCUUCAGAGCAAGCGCCGGGAACAAGAGACCUCGAUUUGUCCGCCGUGAUUUCGCAGUACAGCGUCGCCACUAACUUGGCUUCGCAGGCGUCGGAACAAUUCCUCGCUGAUACGCCCACUGGUGCUAUUAGCCCGACCGGCAUCAGGUUUCUACCGACUGUGAUACCGUCGUCAUCAUCCUCAACAUCAAAUGCUCCGGCGGGCAACGAACUACCGAGGUUUCAUGAUGACAUGAGAGCAAUGGGAGGUAGGGAAGGUUUCCAGUCAAUGAGUCCGUCGAAUGAAAGACCAAGACCAAAGCCACGAAAAGACGUCUGUGUUCAAAGAUCAUCGUCAAUGGCCGCUCCAAACCUCCCAGAAAACCCUCCACGCAAGCUCUCCCUCCAAAGAGACAUUGACAUUAGUAGACUCGCAGACGAAGUUGAAAAUGCUUCGCUCCCUGAAAACCCUCCGACAUUACCUACAAAACCCGAAGAUUUGGAACCGCUGCUGCCCGGUGAUCCACCGCCGAUACCCGACAGAACGUACAUGUCACCCACUCACAAACAAACAGAAGCCAACGGCAGCAAAACUCCGCCACCGCAACCCCAUAUCGAAAACACUCUGGCGAAAGAAUUUCCCGACGCUGGCGUCGAACUUUGUCGCCGUGCGCUCGAGUCACACAGCUUUGACAUUGAGCAGGCACGCGAAGAAAUACAAGUGCAAAUUUUGCUCGGGAUGCGGAUGCCGCAGACUGACUCGAGUGACUGUCGGCGGGCACUGAAACACUGCCAGGGAAAAAUCGACAGAGCAGCGAGCUGGUUGGUGGAGAGAAAUCUCGAGCUGGAGGACAGAAGAGUGUGACGUGUUGUUUGGUUGUGUGUGUAGCUUACAACUAGUGUUCCUUUUAACACACGUUCUCACUUCUUUCAUUGUAAUGCUCACCUGCUGCUUAUACAUGAAUAAUGAAAAGCACUAAAGUGCAAACCCUCGGCACACUGUGGAACCCAUACACAAGUGUGGCACCACCACAAUUGAUGGUCUUGACCAGAACAGCACUAUUUCAUAUAGGUUGAGACCCAAAAAAUAUUACAAGGUUGAAAAAUUGCCAAGCUUUCAUCUCUCUAUUCAUUUUCGUAUUACCUGUGGAUUGUUUAGUGCAAAAAAAAUCUAAGGUUGAAAAAAAGUUAAAAAACGGCCAGCCCUUCAUCUCUCCAGACAGACGUCUAGGACGCAGUGCUAUGCCGAACUGUACGCUGCCCUUUGAGAAACAUGGGUCAGUGGUAGAUUUGUGGGUAAGGGGAGGAACCAGAGCUGUUCCCAGCCAAUGCUCUGGACCACCUGACACUUUCAGUGCGGGAUCGGGAUACGAACCCCGCACCUAUGGUGUCAGUCCCCACGACUCUAACCACCUAGCCACUCAGGCUGGCCUGGAGAGGUAAUGAAAAAA